AUGGUUAGAGGUAACGGAAAUGAGGGUCAAAAGAGUCAUUCAAUACGUAUACCAGGGUCUAUAAUAGAUAAAGUUAAGGAGAAUGGCUCUUACGAUGAGAAUGAUCUGAGGUUUUCGCUACUCAAGACGAAGAGAAAGAGAGACAAUAUCACUAGAAAAGAGCGUAGGCAACAAGAGCGACACCAAAAAAAGCAAAGGAGGUCAAAAAAUGGAGGCUAUAAUCAUCUUAAACCUGUAUCUUCUAGUCAUAGAAAAUACAGUUCUUCGGCAAGUGCUAUGAAGAAAAUUAAUGCAGGCGAUGGUGCAACUUUUGGGACUGAGUCCGAUGAAAUACUGGACAGCUUUGAAGACCUUGAGGCUGAGAAUGAACAGUUUAGUAGUCUCUCUGAUGAGUUUGAAGAAGAUCCUAUUGAGCAACUAAGAAAAAUUAAAGAAAUGAAGCUGAUAAAAAUUAGAAAUGACGCUAACGACAAGAAAACAGUUAAGGGCAACAAACAGGAACAUAUGAAAGGAGAUCGAGUCUCUGUUCAGCCAGAAUAUCUUGAUAAAGACAAUGAAGAAAUAGAAUACUAUGCAAAAAAAUUAGGGUUGAAAGGGGGAAAGAAUGCAAGGCUAACGAAAACGAACGACGAUGAUUUAAUUGGUGGAAUCCUUGAUGGUCUUGAGCUUGAAAUUCCAGAGAACGAACUGAAUGAUGAACUUUCUGAUAGAAAUCUCUCUUCCAAUGACCUGUUUCAAGAUUUCGAUUCUGAUAAUGAUCUGCAUGAUCAAACCGAUGAUGAAAUUGAGCCAUCCCGUAAAGAAAAUCCGUUUGUGGCUCCUAUAGAAUCUACUACAACUCUUGAGAGUGGAUUAGAAUUGAAGCAAAGGUAUGUUCCUCCCGCUUUACGUAAAAAGAUGGAACUCGAAAAGGAUUUUCAAAACGACGAUAAAUUGAAUAAGCAAAUAAAGAGUGCCAUCAAUAAGCUUUCAGAAGCGAAUAUUGCUUCUAUCGUUAAUGAAAUUAAUGGUCUAUUCUCGCAAUAUUCCAGGAGAGCCGUAACGGAAUCCUUGGUCAAUGAGUUAUUGGAUAGUGUUAUACAAGAAGGAAGGAUAUUAGACUCAUUUUUAACGCUAUAUGCCACUGUUGUUGUUACUAUUAAGAGAUUACAAGGUAUUGAGUUUGGUGCACACUUUAUUCAAGAGUUGAUUAAACUUUUUGACGUUUGCAGAAUAGAAGAGGGCUCCUCCAAAAAAGCUUCAAAUUUGGUUUCCUUUUUAUCAGCCACUUAUGCCCUAAAUUUGGUUUCUUCCAAAUUACUAUUCGAUGUUGUAAAAGAUUUGAUCGGCAGCUUUAACGAGCUGAAUGUUGAAAUUUUAUUACGGCUAAUAAGAACUUCGGGUAAUCAGAUGAGAAUAGAUGACCCAAAUGCAUUGAAGGAGAUUAUUGCUUUAGUGAACACCGUAUCCACUCAUUCCAUUAGAGAAAAUACGAGAAUGAGUUUCUUGAUUGAUACUAUUUCGUCUCUCAAGAAUAAUAAACUCAAAACCACUAAUGAGCACACUCUUCAUCUUACUACAAGGAUGAGAAAAUAUUUAUCUUCAUUUAAAGGUCAUAAUCUAGAUGCUCCAAUACAGGUUAGCCUAGAUGAUAUUAGAAAUGUUGAUUCAAGGGGAAAGUGGUGGUUGGUUGGUGCAGCAUGGAAAGGACAAGAGGAAACCAUAGUACCAGAUGUCAAUCAGAGUGCAAUCAACGAUAUUUUGGAUAGUGCUGAGCCUAACUGGAUGAAUCUUGCAAGAUCACAAAGAAUGAACACAGAUAUAAGAAGAGCGAUAUUCAUCGCAAUAAUGUCAGCAAGUGAUUAUGUGGAUGGUCUAACGAAGCUAGAGAAGCUAUCUUUGAAGCGAUCGCAAGCAAGAGAAAUUCCUAAGGUUCUUCUCCACUGUACCGGCGUUGAGCCAGCAUGGAAUCCUUAUUACGCAUUAUUGGCCAGCAAAUUGUGUAAUUCUCACUCAUAUCGUAAAACAUUCCAGUUCAUUUUAUGGGACCUUCUAAAAGAUCUUGAGAAUUCAGAUAGUGAAUCAUAUAGUGAUUUCAUGGGAUUAGGUGAAAAUGAGGAUGAAGAAACAAAACUCAAAAAAAUUUUAAAUGGUGGAAGGUUUUUCGGCUAUAUGCUAUCUGAAGGAUCUUUAAAUUUACAUGUGUUGAGAGUAGUUAACUUCUUAACAGCAUCUGAAGAUACGACGCUUUUUUUGGAAGCCGUAUUUGUUACAUUUAUUGAUCGGAUUGCUAAAAAAUCUCUGAUUUCUUCUGUAGGAUCCGGAAUAGUUGAUACAAGCAAUUACAAAAAGGGCAGUACCUACCACGACAAGAUUUUGAUUGAGAUGUUAUUGAAACAGAAGGAUCAACAUUCUUUAUUACGUGGAAUAAAAUAUUUUUGUUCGAGAAGAGUCAGUGAAAGUAACUUGGUGACUAGCAAGUCUCAGAGAAAAAGAGUACAUUGGGGAGUUGGAUCUAUAAUAGAUAUUGUAGACGAAUUCUUGAAAUAUUCGAAUCAAGUCUAA
Messenger RNA from Priceomyces carsonii, 2544 nucleotides. It is a transcript of the gene SGD1, whose product is annotated as Sgd1p. Gene Ontology annotation, molecular function: RNA binding; protein binding. NCBI's taxonomy places the organism in Eukaryota, Fungi, Ascomycota, Pichiomycetes, Serinales, Debaryomycetaceae. Gene Ontology annotation, cellular component: nucleolus. The transcript has a single exon. Bases 1 to 2544 code for a protein of 847 amino acids. Gene Ontology annotation, biological process: ribosomal small subunit biogenesis. The record is from RefSeq and is a predicted model, not a curated record.